This is a messenger RNA of Trichoderma harzianum CBS 226.95, 1526 nucleotides long. RefSeq lists its product as hypothetical. Lineage: Eukaryota; Fungi; Ascomycota; Sordariomycetes; Hypocreales; Hypocreaceae. The record is from RefSeq and is a predicted model, not a curated record. Bases 34 to 1518 code for a protein of 494 amino acids. The transcript has a single exon.
CUCGAAAUUGACCUGCGGAAUACCUGUACAUGCAUGUGUCGAACCAACAACAGAUUGGCAUCAAACCCCACAAGUCUUCAUUAUCCUUCAGCGCUAUUUAAUACCCCUUAUGUCCUCCCCCCUCUUAUUGAUGUUUUGCCUCAAAACUCCAAUUGUACCAAAGAAAUAAACGCUUCAGUCAUGGAAAAGUCCGCCAAGCCUAAUCGUUCGGCAUCGUUGGAGCUGCUGGCGCCCGAGAUACUGCUGCAAAUCGUCACCAAACUGCCCGGCCUUGACACCCUCUGGAAUCUCAUGAGGGCGUCGCCUCAUACAUGGCGCGUAUUCGAUCGAAAUGCUCUAGUUAUUAUCCAAAGCAUUCUCUCUGGGCCAAAUUCUGUAGUACCCUCAAGCACCUCGGAACUCAUAAGAGCAGUCAUCCUCGUACGCUCUGGAAUUCUUCCAUUCCGAGACCUGCAAGAUCUCAAAAAGAAUUUCCUGAUGCGUCAGUUUCAAUCUGGUCCUCAUCUGUAUAUGAAAGAUCCACUCGUCCCCGAAUUACUUGCGACCUCCACUAUACCAGUAGCAGCACUCCGAUCAGUCGUUGCAACCGCAUAUCAUCUAUCUUCUCUAGCUCAGGCAUGCUUAGAAUCAUGCCUAGCGCGAGUAAGAGAUCCAAGCUUCAGGCCAAUGCACGCUUUUGAUCCAGAACCUUUUUACUUGGGACAGAUUAAACCUGAAGAUCACGUUUUCGUCGGUACCCCCGUCAAAGUCGUUGACGCAGGGGAACCUACCUGGAUCGAAGAGAUGAGAGCUUUACGCGCCAUGUGGGUUAUACAGCUGAUAGGUGAAAUGCAAUGCCUAGUCGAAGACAGGGCGGAAACGAUAAACUGGUCGGAUGAAGAUGUUCAGACGCUCAGCAGCAUGGAAGCACCAGAUUUUGUGACAAAUUCGCUCCACUUUAGAGAGGAAGAGAUAAAAACUGCGAUGUUGUAUGCGAGGACUCUUGGAGAUACGAAAAAGAACACAUAUUAUCGACUACCCCGGGCUCCUUCAACCGCUGUAUGUGCCAGGCGGACAAUGACUUCUCCAAAGCCAAACGGGGAUGCACCAGUGGCGUAUGGAUUUCGCCGUGGUGACGAGAUCCAUUUCUUGAAAAGAGGCUCUCCCGUGCCCGAGGAUGGUGAACCUAUGAUCAGCUUUGCCUCGAAAUGGGGCCAAACUGAAAACUACCUGUACCGCCCGAAUCCUGGUAUGUGGGCCUUCAAAGACCUUACAGCAGGUAGGGUAAGGAUGAUCUCGCCCCUCGAGGGUGUCAAGUUUGACUCUUUUCGCCCACUAGGCCUUGCCUUUUGGGAUCGAUGGAGGUUAUAUCUGUUGGGAUUAACAUGGGGAGGGGGUGAGGAAUGGACAGUGAAUGGAGAACGGCGUUUGCCAUGGUUUUAUCAUUUUGCCAUGGAAAGUAUUCUUCCCCCUGAAGAGGUUGCUAGUGUAAAAGCUGCGCUUCGGGAGAAAAGGAGGCUUGGAAUAAUAACUCGAUAGGGCGCGAC